CAUAAAACCUUACCUUUCCCAUACCUGCGGAUCGACCAAACGACAGCAAAGUCAAAUCUCUGAGCAAAUCUCAGAUCUUAGCAUCUCAGUAACCAGCUUGUACACAAUGGCUCUCGAAACUCCAAACCGUCUUAUUAUCGGGACCGACAACACACACUUGGCCGAGUACGAUAAGUUUAUCCCAUCUCCAGAAACUCAAGAGGAAAGCCACGAGAAGAGCGCAAGAUCAGACACCGAUAUCCCAGAGCCACCAACAUUGCCGCCGAACCCUGUUAAAUCCGAUCAGAAGAAGUCGGAAAAUACAAGCAAACACAUCUUCCGCGUCGAAUACACAGACAACACAGGGACUGUGAUAGCAGUCAAACAGGGUACGGCGCCUCCGCUAGACAGUUCUGACCAAGGGGAGGAUGCCCCCGUCUUCGAACUUAUCAAGAGAGUCAAGGUUUUUGCAAAAACCUCCAAAGACACCAAAAAGACAUCAAAGGACGGUUCUUCUACAGAGAAAGAUGAUGGUUCUGCUACGGACAGGAAGGAUGGAGCUACCGAUACGAAUUCAAACCUUGCGAGUAAGGAUAAAUCUGAGGGACCGAAGGAUAAAAGCCAAGACACGGAGGAUGUCAAGCUGAAGCUAAAAGAUUUUGAUGUCUCACCUGAGAGCAACACCACUUGGUCCCUCAAAAUUCUUUCCGAGCAUCUCAUGAAUGCCUUAAGGGCAGUUGUGGAAUACUACCCGGGGCUGCAACUCCUCUCCCACGCCGUGGAAUUCAACGAGCCAUACAAAGAGCUGAUCCACCACAUGGACGAACUCGAGCAUUAUAAGGAUAAUCAGCCGGCAGAUCAUCCCCCGGAGUAUCAGAACAAAUGCAAAGAGCACAUCGAGGAGUUGCUGAGAUAUCUCAGAGUUACCUUCGGCGAAAAGCUCAAGGAAGAGCACAUGCGGCACCAGAGGGACCCCCCAGUCUGUACCUUUCCAUAUCUAUGGCUUCUUUUCAAACCCGGAGAAGAAGUCUACUGGAAAUGGGGCAGUUCGGAAAAACUCGUCUCUUCGUUCAUUGUGGAAAAGCUCACUGGUGGAGUUUCUGCAGAUACUCGAGCUACUCCGCUGAAGGUGAGCAACUGGGGCAUAGAUUAUGACUGUGAAGUGAUUGGGAGGGUUGCAUAUAGUCACCUUUUUCAGCCAUUCGAUGGCGAAAAGCCGAUCCGAGAAUUGAAGAUGUACCCCGCUAAAUUCCACAAAGACGAUCCAAAGAAGGACGGUGCCCUCUCUAGGAAGGAACAAUUCUUGCAGAGUGGAAAGGCGUUCUUCGAGUUGUGUAAAAGUGGGGGCCAUUACAGAAUGCUGCGGGGUAGACCGUUGGUAGGGGUAGGGAAGGCAGGACAGAAAUCCAUGGUUCAUGGCCGAGUUGUUGUCGAUCUCAACCAGUAUUACCAAGACGCGGACGAGGCAUCAUCAAAGCCUAAAAUGAUGGCUAACAACGUCGGCGACAAGAAUGACAGUGGUGAGAACGACAAUGAAGACGAUACCACUGCAAGAACAGGCUGCCGCUGCGUGCACUGUGGCAAGAAGCCUCGCCAGAGAAAAGGUAGAGACUGGAUACGAUUCGACAAUAUCGACCCCGAUGACUCACCGCCUCCAGAAGACGAUCUAUUCUAUCGUCUGUGCUUUGUCUUGGUCCAAGUCUGGCUGCUAUCAGAUAGGAAAUGGGAGUGUGUCCAUGUUUCUGAUCUUCACGACGUCCAAUUUAAUGAAAGCGUGCUGGACUCGCUGGUCUUAUCCCCGGAGAUCAAAAGCACUGUCCAGGCUCUUGCAUGGAGAUCAUUGCAGCGGGCUAGGUGUUCUUUUAAUGCGGAUUUUGUGGAGGGGAAGGGAAAUGGCCAAAUUCUUCUUCUCCAUGGCGCGCCAGGUGUAGGCAAAACUGCAACCGCUGAGUGUGUAGCGGAACUCAUGAAACGGCCGCUGAUAGCCCUGACUUGCGGUGACCUUGGGACAGAUGUAGUUGCCGUAGAAAGGAAGCUUAAAAAGUACAUGUCAUGGGGAGAAAUUUGGAAUGGUGUGGUGCUCCUGGAUGAAGCCGAUGUCUAUUUAGAAUCAAGACAGAAAGGCGAGGUGAAAAGAAACGCUCUCGUGUCGGUUUUUCUUCGCGAACUUGAGCAGUUUCAAGGUAUUAUGUUCCUCACCACAAACCGAGUUGGCACCUUCGAUGAUGCUUUCCUCUCCCGCAUCCAUGUGGGUCUUCUAUACAAGGCUUUGGCGGACGAAGACAGAGAGAAAAUCUGGUCAAACCAUUUCGAGAGGCUCAAAAGUGAGAAAGUAGAGCCUGCCAUAUCAGUCCAUCCCGAUGCAGAACUUUACAUCUCGGGUGCCUGGCGGAAAAAUAACGAGAUACAACGCGACAUAAUAGAGAUACAAUGGAAUGGGAGAGAAAUUCGCAAUGCUUUCCAAACGGCGCUUGCACUUGCGUCAUAUGAGAAGAAUGGUACGAAGAAAGACGGCGAGAAGAUGAAGGAAAUUAUUCUACGAGCACAUCACAUCCAGAGCGUUGUAGUGAUGUCAAAACAGUUUAAGAUCUUCGUGGAUGACACCAAGAGGGAAGGAAAUGAAGAGAGCCGUGCAAGAUUGUCUCAGUUGAGGGGUUCAUCUACUGGAGUCGUGAGCAAGGAUUCUAGCUUUAAUCUGGGAAUACCUGGUCGGAAAUGAGGUUCGAUAUAGCUGAAUUUCAUAUUCGUAAGUAGGAAUCGAAGGUGGAGACUACAGUACAACUUUGGCGUCCUUAAUUUCUUGGCUUUCACGCCAAGUGACAGUUCCGUGGAACAAUCUAAAUAACUUGUAUGAUGCAUGCC
Molecule: messenger RNA, 2841 nt
Organism: Hyaloscypha bicolor E
Lineage: Eukaryota; Fungi; Ascomycota; Leotiomycetes; Helotiales; Hyaloscyphaceae
Product: P-loop containing nucleoside triphosphate hydrolase protein
Exons: 5
Coding region: 107-2698 (863 amino acids)
Molecular function (GO): ATP hydrolysis activity; ATP binding
Source: RefSeq, a predicted model, not a curated record